UAAGCUGUCGAAAACUAGUUUCUGAACGCCCAUGUGUCAAAUAUAGAGAGCCAAAUUUUAUAACCUAUAACGUGUCAACUUUGUCAAACAAACAACGCAGGAUUGUUAUUUAUCGUAAAACCGGGCAUCAACUAAUAUUAAAACUCAAAAUGUUGCCUCUAUCGCUACUAAGGACAGCACAAAACCACCCUAUGUUAGUCGAAUUGAAGAAUGGCGAAACAUACAACGGUCAUCUUGUCAGUUGCGAUAAUUGGAUGAAUAUUAAUCUCAGAGAAGUUAUUUGCACAUCUAGAGACGGUGAUAAGUUCUGGAGAAUGCCAGAAUGCUAUAUACGUGGGAGUACAAUCAAAUAUUUACGUAUUCCUGAUGAAGUCAUCGACAUGGUGAAAGAGGAAACUCAGGUAAAAUCCAGAAGCCGAAGUGAAGUUUCCAAAGGCCGUGGCGGCGGUCAGAACAUGAGAACAGGUCGCGGCGGCAACCGUGGCGCCUUUGGUAACCGUGGACGGCCCGCUCCCCUAGCCCGAGGCGGCGGCAACCAAGGCAACCGGAAUCCACAGAACAAAAAUAAGAAAUAAAUAGGCAAUAUUGAUGUGAUGUGAAACUGUUUUGUAACGGGAAUGGAUUUAAAGGAUAGGAAAGACAUAAUACAUAAAUAACUCUUUCUUUUUCAAAGAUUGUCAAUCAUCAGGCAUUAUGUCUUAAUAUCGAAGUUAAUACAAUUAAAAAGUCACCAAAUUAAGUUUUGAGGUUAUUCAUGAUUUACAAUUACUCAGCAACAACACGUUCUUCCAUUUCGUAAUGGCUUGUUUUCAAAUACAGAGUUGGAUUUUUAAUAAUUAAGGUCAUAAUAGCUAUCUUCUAUAUUUACGUUAACGAAAGCUUGUCAAAAUAGAAUAUAUAUUUUUCCAAAAAGCUGACAAUGCAAUGUUUUAUGUUUAAAUAUCGUAUUAUAACGGCUUUAUGUGAUAAAUAGAUUCUAUCUAUACUGAUACUCUGAACUUUCCUUUGAAAAAUACGAUUUUGAUAAAAAUGAAAUUGAUUGAUCGAAUUCCCGCCAUUUUGGCUGUCAUUUUUUUUCUUUAUAUUUUUCAACUAUAACACUUCCUUUUUGUUUAAAUAUAAUGUCCUGUUGUUUAAGUUCCUUUUCUUAUUUUGUUAGUAAUGAGAAUCUUACGAUUAUCUUGUACUACUUUACCGCCAAUAUAAUGUGACUUUUCUGAAGACCUUAACUGUGUAUAUCGCUAUUUCUUUCUUGCUACAUUUUUCAUAUAUUUUCUUCUCGCUCACCCUGUAAAUUCUGCUAUUAAAAUUCUAAGCUGCCAAGUUGUAUUGAAUAUGCUGUGGUAGAUUUUUUUAUUGUAUCGUAAAUUAAUAAAUUAAGUUGGUUAAGUAAGCAA
This is a messenger RNA of Trichoplusia ni (cabbage looper), 1397 nucleotides long. RefSeq names its product U6 snRNA-associated Sm-like protein LSm4. NCBI's taxonomy places the organism in Eukaryota, Metazoa, Arthropoda, Insecta, Lepidoptera, Noctuidae. Gene Ontology annotation, biological process: P-body assembly; mRNA splicing, via spliceosome; nuclear-transcribed mRNA catabolic process. The record is from RefSeq and is a predicted model, not a curated record. Gene Ontology annotation, molecular function: U6 snRNA binding. Gene Ontology annotation, cellular component: P-body; U6 snRNP; spliceosomal tri-snRNP complex. The transcript is spliced from 2 exons. Bases 150 to 575 code for a protein of 141 amino acids.